CGGAGCAGCCAGAGCAGCUCCGAGCACGCCUGGCCAGCCAGCGGCGGCCCGCGGAGUGAUCCCGCCGGUGCAUUCUCUUUCUUUCGCCAGUGUGGGUGUGCGGGCGUGCUUUUUCCUCCCCAUCCUUCUCUCGCCGCCGACUUCGUCCGAGGGCUACAGCCAGCGGCAUGCGGCCGGACACCCCGCUGCCGCCGCUUUUGCCCCGAAUGCCGCGCCGUUUUUCGUCGCCGGCCUGAAGGAUCGACCCGGUGAAGCAGCGAGCCGCCGACAUUCCUCGUUCCCCCGCCGCCGCCAGUGGAUUUGGGCAUUCAGGUGGCCACCGAGCCUCCCCUCAUCUCCGGCCGCCGAGAAGAAAGGCGGACGCGCCCCGGGUCGGUCAACGGGUGGCGGCGCGCUAGAUGGUUUCGUCUGUCGGCGCAGUUGGACUGAUGCGCUCAACGGUUGGUUGUCGAGGUGACUAGUCAGUGGCCGCCAUGACAUGCAGAGCGCACGACUACAAGGCUCUGCUCAAGAACAGCCUGCGGAAAUGGGACCUGCGCAAGUGGGCCGUGUUCGUGGUCCUGCUGCUGAUGCUCGUCUCCCUGCACAUGUACGGCGUCCAACAGUACAGCCUUGCCACCAGGGCGGUCUGGUACAAGAGAUUCCUGACCAACCGAACGCGCUUCUCGAACGAGUGCCGCGGUUGCUGCCGUCCCGCACUGAAUGUGUUCCUGCUGAAGACUCACAAGUGUGCCGGCUCCACGGUGCAGAACGUGCUGAUGCGCUUCGGCGACCGGCGCAACCUCUCGUUCGCCCUGCCUCGAGAAGGAAACUACUUCGGCCACCCAAAGCCCUUCUCUCUGUCCAUGAUCCCAGCGGACAUGAUCCCUCCGUGGGGAUUCAACAUCUUCUGCCACCACGUGCGCUUCGGCAGCGACGACCUUCGGCGCCUGAUGCCCCCGGACACGGUGUUCAUCACCAUAUUGCGCGACCCGGCGCGCCUGUUUGAAUCUCUGUAUCUGUAUUACCACCUGGAGAACCACACGGGUGUCUCCCUGGAAGCCUUCCUCAAGAGCGACACCAAGCAGCGUUGGCUCGACACGCACCGCUUCGCUGCCCGCUUCGGCCGCAACCAGAUGCUCUUCGACCUCGGCAUGGACACCUCUGGUCACACCAACGACUCCGAGGUGGACGCCUUCAUUCAGCACAUCGAGGACAGCUUCCACCUGGUCCUCAUCGCAGAACUGUUCGACGAGUCGCUCAUUCUGCUCCGAGACCUGCUGUGCUGGGACACCCAGGACGUAGUGUACUUCGAGCACAACCAACGCAUGCAAAAGGCGGCUACCGGCAGCGGCAGCAAUGACGUCGACAAGGGCAACGACGCUCUCCGGCGCCAGAUGGAGCGUUACAACGCGGGCGACGGUCGCCUCUACCGCCACUUCCGCCAGAAAAUGGAGCGCCUGAUCGACGAGUACGGCCGCAAGCGCAUGCGUCAAGAGGUGGACGGCCUGAAGUUGUGGAAAAGUCUGCUCUACGAGCACUGCGUCGAGAAGCUCGAUUCCGGCCGCACGGUCGCGUACGAGACGCGCGAGUACAGCGACGACGUCUACAGCAUCGUUCUGCGCUCGGGCGUCAACAACCGGCUCUGCCUGGACAUGGCGCGCGCCGAAUUGCCGUACACCGAGAGGCUCCGGCGUAAGCAGAGGCUCCUGGCGCGCAGCAGCCACUGGUGGACGCUGCCGUGGUCGUCCGGUGACGGGGCACCGGACGAGCCGGCAGUGGCCAGCACGCGUGGUCAUCUGCUCAGAAGGGCUGUCAAUGCCAGACAGAGAGCGCGUCGGCGUGUGGCCAAGGGCUGACCGGCGCGUGAUCAGAGCUUCCGGCGAGCGUCCCUCCGGUAUAACCAUGGUCGCCUCCGUUGUCAGGAAAUGGGCUUCCAGUCUCCUCGCCAGAAUAUGGCUCCAGCACGGGUCACCGUAUCAGUCUCGAUGCGAAAAUGGUUGGCCCGGCCGCUAGCCAUUCCACUGUCGGGCCUUCCUCGGCCCUGUUACUCGCCGGGAAGAGAAGUCGCGAACGGUUAUGAGGCGUCCAGCCGCCUGCUGGCCAGAAGGUGGCUGGAGCAUGAGUGUGCGGAGUCUACGGCAUAUAAAGAUGGUCCCGUUUUCGAUGCUAAGUGCUGUAGUCCACGCUUCACAUGGCCAAGCAUUCGCCAGACAGAGAGCGGUUGCGAGUCACGAAAAAAAAGCUCAAUGUGUGACACUGAUUGCACACAACGUUCCGGAGUCUCACUUUCGAAGGGUGGUUGUAGCACUGUCCUCCAACAAGUCAACGACUUUAAGCAGAAAAAAAGAUCAAAUAUUUACAUCCGUGCAGCAUUCCAUGAAACAGGGGCACUGCGAGUCUUCGAGUGCUUCGAAAUGAAGUCCAGCAAGUUCUUUUUGAGCCUGAAGGUGUCUUCUGCUCUGCAUUUCGUGUAUGUGCUGUGCCUGUGAUAAUCAAGGGCUUGUGAUAUGCCCUCCUGCCAGCAGUUUGCUUUGAUUUGGCUCACUGCGGGAAAUGUUGACAGUAACGAGGAAUGACAUAGAGAACAUGAUCUGCUCAUUGAGGACAUCGGACCUGUGUGUGUAGAAUAUGUCUGUAUACUUGCAAUUUAUAAGGACUACAUUGUAUUUAGGAAAUGUGUAUUAGCUUGUGCAUAUGUGUGUAUGUGUAGACGUGAAAUUCAGUGAUGUGGUGCUUAGCCAUGGCGCAGCCCUUGGCUGCCACUUAAAUUGUGCUGCGUUGUACAUUGUCAGUCAGUCAGUCAGUUCUAGCAUAUCUAUGUUGUGAAUGUGACCUCCGCUAAACGCAGGGGUUUAAAUGUGAACAUUACAAGAGGAGUUAGUUGUUUUAUUCCAAUGGGCUGCUGAGACGCCGAAUGUGUGCGACAGCGAUCUAGGCUGUGUGAUUGUCUUUUGAAAGAUGCGGCCAUGCCAUCAGUCUGGACCAAGAUACUGUUCAGUGUUGAUAUCUCACUUUGUGUCGGCCCAUGUUUUGAGCAGUUUCUUGUCAUAUGUCACAACUAAAAUUAGUAAGGAAGUGGCCUGUACUAGAUUGCAAUGUUAUGUUGAGCUGGAGUAUAAAGCUCUUGUGAACAAACCUGUGGGAAAGCGUGCGCUCGUAAUAUGAAAAAUCUUUUCAUUCCUGUUAGUUUUCUAACGAAGAUCUUUCUUUGUUAUGCUCGGUUCAUAGCUCAAAUUUUGUUUACUCGCACCAUGCAUAUUACUUAAGUAUUUUGUGUUUCAAAUUGUGUGUUGUCGUAGUAUCUAACCUGUCUCAAAUAAAAAAAAAAUGUCUUGUUCUGCUUGCAAGUCAUUAGCAAAGCACAAGUUUCCGAUUAUGCCCUUAAAGGGACACUAAAAAAAAAACGAUUUUUCUCUUAUCAGUAAAUUCCCUUUUCACAAUACAGAAAGCGCCACUGUUGCCGCUGCAAAAAACUUAGUAAGCGAAAAAACGCACAAAAAUAAAACGCAGCUCGCGAUGCUGCCUUGAUUCUGCACUGACUCACCGUGUAGUCCAUAGAUUUUGACGGUGUCUGCUAGCGCCUGCAUAAUUUUUAAUUGGUAAAAAUGAGUUACGUUCCAUGUUAAUUAGGGAUCCAUAGACUUAAAUCAGCAAUUUCAAGGAAAUUCUAUCGAGCCAAUGUAGCCAAAAUGCGAAAAAGAAAAAAAAGUGGACUUGAAUCUGUGACGUCACAUUGACGUUUUGGUGCGAAAUACGCAUGAAACUUUGGCGUUAAUUUUACCUUGUAUUAAUGAACCUAUGAUGGCGAAAUUAACAACAAAUAUCUCAAAUAAUAAUUUAACAGUCAAAACGGAUUCAGUGUUUAACUUUAGUGUCCCUUUAAGAUAAGGAAUAGUCGAAAUUCCGGCAUGACCAACCUGCGCGUUAUAUUGUGUAGUUUACAAAUGACAGCGACAGUCUUUUUUUUUUUUUCGCUUCCCAAGAUGCUUCUCUCGUGAUUCUGUACCUCGUGAAUGCAACAAACAUUACUUCCUUUGCUUUCGUUAUGGGUAUCUCAUAAUUCAUUGUCAGUCUGAAGCAAUGCUUGCGGCAUUUUCUUUUUACAAGAAACGUGCAUUUGGACUUUUGAAAUUUGUUUACCUCAUCUUUAUAUCUUGCCCUUGAUUUACGUCAUGCCAGAUUACGUAGACAAAUUCAAAUGUUGUUUUGUGCUGCUCCACAUUUUUAAGCACGGUUUUCAAAGGCAAUUAACAAUUGCUCGUUGCGCUUUUGUGGCAUUGCGAUCGCAGUCUGAAACCUACCUUUUUGUCGCAUAUAUGCCCGCUCUGAAGUUGGCAAGACCUUGAAGAGCGACCAGAAACGGACCCUUUAUACCAUUCCUAUGUCAGACUUAACUAUCAUUUUUUCAAACAAGUUUACUUGGGGGGCACUACAGGGAGCUUUCUAGGCCGCCGCAAAUGAGGUCACAAAACGCUGUAAUAAAUACUGUGUUAGUAAAAGUAAUCAACUUAGGUGUAAUGCUUUGAGAUAGUCUUGCUGAUGUAUUACCAGGUAUUGCACUUAAAUGUUUUUGUGCGUGUGUCAACGAACAAAAUCUCAAGUUUGUUGUAGCAGCACCACCAUUUUGCUCAUGUCUUGUCAAUUCAGUGUUGUCAGUUGUGAAAAUAGGCACGUCAUCGUAAAACUUGCGUUUGUUGUGGGAUGGCAUCGCCCGGUAGGCUACGAAUAAUGACGGAAGCAGUGCCCUCGUAGCAUUUUCCUCUUAGCACUGUCACUUGUCACAGCAGUAAACGCAGUGAUGUUUAGGUGACUGCUCGCAGUAGCCGCAAAAUUAUUUGAGCAGUAUGUUGAAGAGGGUAGAGUUGGAGCACAUGGUCGUUAGAACUCAACCGAAGAGCUAUUGUAUGUAGCUGCAUAUUCUAGUGCUGCAGGGAGCGAGCACCAGCAAGGAAACGACGUUUGAAGAGCUACCGGUUCUGACGAACCUUUCUCUUUCGAGCCAGUAUACUCACAUUUCUUCACAAUGCGAAGUACGCGACACAUUCGCUGAAGCGAGAGGACUUCCACUAGUGUAAAUUAAUAGAUGACACAUCGAUUUUUUUUUAAAGAGAUCGCCAGACUUGUUAGCACUGCUCGCAUUCCUUUCCCUCCCUCUCACUGCCAGGCCUCCCGUAGCAGUGUAUGUGGGUUGUAGACGUGAGUCUGCUGUAGCAUAAUUUAUUUCAUGACGCAUACUAUUCGUAUUUCGCGCACAUCACAGCGUGCUUCGUAUGAGUUGGCAUUCUCGCCUUGAAUCUCUUGUCCUGUUCGUUGGUCGUGUCGAAGAUGAGCUGCGCGACGUGUCUGCACGUUUGACGGUAUCAAUGAUGUGCUGCUCUAUCCUGUCGCAUUUUUCCUAUUCGUGCUAACCUGCUUAGUGAGCGAUGGCUGUGCAGUGCGCGACGCGGAAAGUGCACGUUUGCUGACGGCGUAACGCCUGCGCGCGCGCGUUUUUAACGUGUUUACAGCUAAUGCUCCUGUGUCAGCUACGUGAAUUGGGAUCACAUUAAUUCGAUUUGUUUUUUUCGACUAUACUUCCGCCUGUUAUCUUUCGAAGUAGCCGAUUGUCUCUUGACCUUCGCCUUGUUUACCUCCGCAGCCGCCGCAAUCGUUUAUGAUGCCCCCACACUCAUUUCUAUCUCGUUGCGAACAACUCGGUGUCAUCGCGAGAUCCUUACCCCACACAGUGUACGAGAAAGAAAAAGAAAGAAAAGACACUGUGAGAAACACACGAAAGGGCCAUACGAACAAUUUAAUGGACCUCACGCAUAUUUUUACAUUUCUUAGCGUUCCUGAGGUUUCUUGUGUUACCAGCCUGGAUGAUUUAUGUGCUAAUGGGAAAAGACAUUUUUGGUUCAUGCUCACAAGACUGUGUGCUUUAUCUAAAGAAUCAUAGGUGCGACAGCCGUACGCUAGUUCGCUCACACUUGUAUACGUGUCGAAAUGGCACCAAGAAGUCAACUCUUCCGAGUUUACCUUCCCGCAGGUGGGAUAAGACGCUUACAAACUGGAUCUUGGCAGCAUACACAUAAUUUUGUUAACAUAUUCGUGUGCACCAGGACGCUGGAUGGGCUCCUCUCGGAUCUCAAUGAAAACGUGCCCGCUCUGUAGCAUUUUUACACUCUGUGAAGAUUUGAACGUGGACGAACACGCAAAAUGCCCGCGGCGCACUGGAGAGAGCUGCGCAGUAAAGUCUCUCUAUUUAGUGCGCGAAGCGUUACACCAAGGUAUAUGUGCAGCCGUAAAGCGCAUUUUGUUUACAGAGACAAAAUGCUGGAGCUUGUCGAGCAACGCGGAGCUAAGGCUUGAGACAUUUUGGCAUGCAGCCAUCCGUUAACCGAAGUUGCGUUCGAAGUUACGCCUCUGCGUCUUACUCCUACCUUCAUUUUAUUUAUUUUUCUUCUUUCCCUUGGAAAUGUUGCUUUAAUUCGGAGAAUUCCAGGAGAAAGCUUGUUUCCCCGUUCGUUAUCUGCCAAGGUGUCUGGCGUUUCGCGCACUUUUGUUUUUGCGAACCUCCGGACAUCGCAUUAAAACGCAAGUGUGGACAUGAUCGAUGCUCGUAACGGCGCAGGUCAUUUCAAAUAAGUUAUUUUGUCGCCACCUGAAAGCAGUGUGUAUCUUGCAUUGAGGUACGAAAAUAGGUGGAAGUUUGUGAACACGGGCAACGAGAACAAAAAAAAAAGGGGGGGGGGGACAGAGAACAGUGAGGAACUGCGGUCAAAUGUUUUGAGAUGCACCACUCAGUGCUUUGUUGUUACGUUACUUCUUUAUGUUCGAUUCUUCGAAUUUCCUUGAGUUAGCUUUGUUGCCGCAGUACACCGAUGCUGCCAAUUACGAGCCUUCUGAUCAUUCCAAUAUAAUGGACCUGCCCUUCCCGCCCGCUACACACGCAAUACUCUUUGUAACUUGACAGAGCACCGCCAAAAAAGUGCGUCGGAAAUGUGUGAGCGGUCGCUCUGUGUAGCUCAGCUACUGAACAUAAGGCGUGUUAGAAGAUGUCAGUCACGAAAGAGCCAAGAAGAAGGCUGGACACGAUGAGAAUGUGUUGAUAUGUAUCUAUAUAAUGACGCGUGCUAUAGCUGUAUGCCGUCAAGAGCAUAUGCGCAAUUAAGUCACUUGCCGGACUGUCAAAGCCAGGAUGACACUAUUAAUUUAGAGCUGUCUCUGACUGAUAUUUUGGGCUUAGCCGUAUUCAGCCAAUUGUUAACUCGGAUAGGCUGAGAGGGCUGCUCUGGCGUCUUUGAGCGGCUCAAAACGCCGCCGUUGAAUAAUUUUCAUAGCUAAGUAUCAUUAACUCCGCCUUCGACUCCUUGUGUCACCAUAAGUAUAUUAACGUCACUAAGAGAUGUCAUGUACUGAAUAAGAUAUGAGUACGAGAUAAUUAAAGUGACAUAUUUGCUGAAAAAAAGUACUCAAAGACGAAGUUGGUGAACAGACACACACACAACUCUAUGCUUUUUCUGCUCUUUAGUCAAAGAAGGGGGACCAUCCGCCGCCAACAUCUCGAUUAAGGGCUCGCCCCUUGUGAGCAGCGAAUCUGCGAUUGAUCGCCUGGAAUUCUGUCACGUACGUUUUCGUGAUCGCAGUUUCGGAGAGCGUCGCAGAGACGUGCGUCUUUCGCGACAACCUACGCGAUAACUAACAUGUCAUGAAUCGUGCGAUUCAGUUUGUCGUCCACCCUUUGCCCGAAGACGAUUCGAAGGAGGAACUAUGUCACUUGCGAUACAACUGUGGAGCUUCAGGCUAUCGUUGUGCCGCUUCAAGACGGGCCGGCGACUGCUGCCCGCUUUGAACGAUGUAACGAAUCUGCCAUGGCCGACUUUGCUGGCUCAAGCGAACGCGAAGUGAUGAGGCGUAUAGUACAUUCUACGUCCGUUCGCAUCCCCCCUCACACUUUGUAGCGUGAAGUCUGUUUCAAUUUUUUUAUUCGUUCUCUAGACACAUUUGAAUGUAGUGAGUGAAUAUAGUCAGAUUCAGUAGUUACGAUGUGUCAAGUGAGAUGUAGUAAGUGACCUGACUGUCAGUGGCGUCAGAAACGGACGUCCGUGCUAGUAGUAGUUUUGGCACACACUCGCUUUCCCGAAGAAGAAGAAAAAAAAGGCUAGCGGGUUUCUUGUGAACUGGUGUAUUCCGUGAGCGGGACACUCCGGCUCUUGAGUUCACUCGUUUAUCUGUGCUGUGUGUGUGCGCGCAUGUCUUGUCGUUUCACAGAUGAUAGAGCACCAGUGUGUGUAUGUGUGCAUGUGUGGCAGAGAAGCCAGAACUCUGUUCUCGUGUCUUGGCGAUUCAUUAGUCCCUUGCACGGGGAUUUGUUUAUAGUGGCUGUUGUUUAAAUAAAUUGUUUGGAGACGAA
Molecule: messenger RNA, 8374 nt
Organism: Rhipicephalus sanguineus (brown dog tick)
Lineage: Eukaryota; Metazoa; Arthropoda; Arachnida; Ixodida; Ixodidae
Product: galactosylceramide sulfotransferase
Exons: 6
Coding region: 474-1838 (454 amino acids)
Biological process (GO): glycolipid biosynthetic process
Cellular component (GO): membrane
Molecular function (GO): galactosylceramide sulfotransferase activity
Source: RefSeq, a predicted model, not a curated record